Molecule: messenger RNA, 732 nt
Organism: Morchella importuna
Lineage: Eukaryota; Fungi; Ascomycota; Pezizomycetes; Pezizales; Morchellaceae
Exons: 5
Coding region: 1-732 (243 amino acids)
Biological process (GO): heterochromatin formation; DNA damage response; leading strand elongation
Cellular component (GO): CHRAC; epsilon DNA polymerase complex
Molecular function (GO): chromatin DNA binding; protein heterodimerization activity
Source: RefSeq, a predicted model, not a curated record
AUGCCUCGUAAGUCUGAUAACACUACAGAGGCUAGAGAUGGAGGAAAUACUAUAGGAGUCAGUGGUGGAUUAGGGGCAGGCGGUAUAAGUACGAAGGAAGCUGGCGUGUCCAUUGAUGACCAUACUCUUCCAAAAUCUAUAGUAACUCGCCUUGCCAAAGGUGUGCUCCCGCAAAACACCAGUGUUCAGAAAGAUGCCAUCCUUGCUCUUUCUAAAGGCGGCACUGUAUUCAUCAACUACCUUUGUGCAACAGCAAACGACACAGCUAAAAACCAUGGAAGAAAAAUGAUCAAUCCUAAAGAUAUUCUCGAGGCCAUGCAGAUGAUGGAGUUUGAUGACUUUGUUCCUCGCUUGGAGGCUGAACUAGCUAAAUUCAAUGAACUUGCUGCCGAGAAGCGUGUAGCGGCAAAAAAGCCUUCAAAAUCCAAGGACUGUGUUGCUAUAUCAGGAUCCGGUGCUGUUAAGCAUUCGCCCUCCGAGUCCUCACGUAAUGGGAAUGACUCCCCCCCAGCGCCCAAGAAGAUGCGUAGGGUGGGGGACGAGGAAGAGGAAGAGGAAGAGGAAGAGGAAGAGGAGAUAGGAGAUGAAGAAGAGGACGAUAUUGACGAGACAGAGGAAACCGAGUCUGAAGCCCUGGACGAAGAAAGUGAUGAAGCUCCUGAAGAGGUUGAUGGAAGGAAUGGCCAGGAUGAGGAGGACGAAGCACUUGAUAACGGCAUCGAUAGUGAUUAG